This is a messenger RNA of Aspergillus ochraceoroseus IBT 24754, 1475 nucleotides long. RefSeq names its product DUF3844 domain-containing protein. Gene Ontology annotation, cellular component: endoplasmic reticulum. Lineage: Eukaryota; Fungi; Ascomycota; Eurotiomycetes; Eurotiales; Aspergillaceae. The coding region runs from base 237 to 1475 and encodes 412 amino acids. The transcript has 4 exons. The record is from RefSeq and is a predicted model, not a curated record.
ACGUGACCCCUUAUCGAAGAAGAACUUCGUUGUUCAUAUCAUGUGUAGUCCGUACUUUGGCAAUUGUUGGCGGUUGAAAUACAGCAGAGUUGUCGACGCAGCCAUCCACAGAAUUAUUCCACUGCGUAAGGAAACUCGGUCCUAUAGACUACGACGUCCAGGUUAAAACAGCGAUCCUCCUAGGCCAAAGAAGUCGCCACAUCUCCAAACAUUAAGAACUGUCAAUUUAUACCACCAUGCGACUUCUCUCGAGCUGUUUCACUCUGCUGGCAGCAACAGCCCUUGGAACAAAUGCUCUUGAAGCUUCUGUGUUCACUUUCGACUCAACAAACGAUGGGUCUAUCUCAAAGACCACGGUUAUAUCCGACAGCACUUUGCGCCAACUAUUGGAGCUUCGAACACAGUCAUCCACACUGUCAACACUAGGACAACCAGACGAAAGCACUCUUAAACUUCUGAGCAAUUUAGGAGGAGCCUCAAGCCCUUUGUUUAGUGUCCCCUUGGGAGAUGGCUUAAACAAUGUUCUUGUUAUGAUUGAGGCCAUAACUGAUGAGGUUGAAUCAUCAAUCCGAAGAGAAUACCAGGGCGAAGUUACAGUCGCAUCUUUUCCGAGCCUCCUUACCAGGGAUUCAUUUUUUGAUUCCUUGCUCCAAGCCAGCCCAGAGGGCAUCCUCGGUCCCGAUAGCAAACGGUGUGAAUUUUACCUCGACAUUGAGGUAGAAUCUGCAGUAUCAAAGGAUACGAAGCUCUGUACUCCCACAGACGUUGAACUCCAAACUCUGCCUCGCCUCUUCGGUGAUGAACUAUUAAGUCAGAUUUCCAUGGGCGAAUCCCAGAUUGACGAGCGCACAUCCACUGCGGUUUUUCGGCUCGCUUUCAAGAUGGUUCGCACAAUACAGCCAGAGAUUCGUCCAUCAACCUCCAUCCUCUUGAAAUCUUUGUUCAGCGACCUUUCAGCGCUUUCUUCGGAUAAUAGAAGGGUCACGGCAGUAGUGUUGUCAAACUCAAAGCAAUCUAAAACUGGCCAGCCCAUUAUGAGACGGGAUUCGCUAAACUCGGCCAACAAAGCGCAACUCGCAGCCUUUGAUCAAAGGACAAAGAGCUCCCUUGCUCUAACGCCACUUUGUUAUGCGUCGAAUUCAUCUUGCAAUGAAGCCACAAACACAUGCUCUGGGCACGGAUCCUGUUAUAGGAAAUCGGGGUCAGAAAAUGACCGGGGUGCCGGCGACUGUUACGCAUGUCAAUGCUAUGAAACUAUUGUCAAAGGUGCGGAUGGUAGUGAGCGUAGGGUGCAGUGGGGAGGGUCAGCUUGCCAAAAGCGGGAUAUAAGCUCUCCGUUCUUCCUGAUUGCUGGUGUCGCUGUAGCAGUGGCAGUUGCAGUCAGCACAGCGAUCGGGAUGAUAUAUCAAGUCGGAAAUAGCGAACUGCCCGGUGUGAUCAGUGCUGGGGUAGGAACUGUUAAGGCUCAAAAGUGA